This is a messenger RNA of Pelobates fuscus (common spadefoot toad), 6248 nucleotides long. It is a transcript of the gene TBX15, whose product is annotated as T-box transcription factor 15. The transcript has 8 exons. Gene Ontology annotation, molecular function: DNA-binding transcription factor activity, RNA polymerase II-specific; RNA polymerase II cis-regulatory region sequence-specific DNA binding. Lineage: Eukaryota; Metazoa; Chordata; Amphibia; Anura; Pelobatidae. Gene Ontology annotation, cellular component: nucleus. The record is from RefSeq and is a predicted model, not a curated record. Bases 186 to 1982 code for a protein of 598 amino acids. Gene Ontology annotation, biological process: regulation of transcription by RNA polymerase II; cell fate specification; positive regulation of DNA-templated transcription.
CUGAGAGGACAGCCUGGACCUUGUGGAGCUCUCAUACUGGCCACCCAGGGGCCCCAAAACUGCCUGAGCAGGGGCCACAGACCCCUUCUCCUCCAUGUAGGGCUCGGCCAGGACUCAGCUUGGUGGUGGGGCUUUGGGUUGGGGCUUUGGAAGGGGGUGCCAGGACUGGUUUUGGGGGGCAGACCAUGAGUGACAGGAGGAGAUCCGCAGUCACUCUCAGCUCCAGAGCUCAUGCCUUCUCGGUGGAGGCUCUGAUCGGGACAAACAAGAAGAGGAAACUCCGGGACUGGGAGGAGAAGGGAUUGGAUUUGUCCAUGGAGAGCCUGAGUCCUCAUGGAGAGCUGGGGGAAGGAGAGGACACUGCUCACUGCCUGGACCUCAACCCUGAUUCGGAGCAUAGCACCAGCUCGGACACGGAGGUCUUGGCUGAGAGGACAUCCUGCUCCUAUGAGUCAUGUCCAGACCUUGCCCCAUCCCGGGUUCCUGAUCCCCAGGCCCUCUCGGUGUCUUCGAUGGACGAGAUUCAGGUGGAGCUGCAGUGUGCCGACUUGUGGAAGAGGUUCCAUGACAUUGGCACGGAGAUGAUCAUUACCAAGGCCGGCAGGAGGAUGUUCCCAGCCAUGCGAGUGAAAAUCUCUGGCCUGGAUCCCCAUCACCAAUAUUAUAUUGCCAUGGAUAUCGUACCGGUGGAUAAUAAGCGAUACAGAUACGUCUAUCACAGCUCCAAGUGGAUGGUUGCCGGGAAUGCAGACUCCCCAGUUCCCCCGCGUGUUUAUAUCCACCCAGACUCCUUAGCAUCAGGUGACACUUGGAUGAGGCAGGUGGUCAGUUUUGACAAACUCAAACUCACCAACAAUGAACUGGACGAUCAAGGCCACAUAAUCCUGCACUCAAUGCACAAAUAUCAGCCACGGGUCCACGUAAUCCGUAAGGAUUUCAGCAGCGAGUUAUCACCCACAAAGCCAAUCCCAUCCGGUGACGGAGUGAAAACUUUCAACUUCCCUGAGACUGUCUUCACAACUGUGACGGCGUACCAGAACCAGCAGAUUACGAGGUUAAAAAUUGACAGAAAUCCAUUCGCCAAAGGAUUUCGGGACUCUGGACGAAACCGCACGGGUCUGGAGGCCAUCAUGGAGACGUACGCUUUCUGGAGGCCACCCGUCCGCACUCUUACCUUUGAAGAUUUUACGACCAUGCAGAAGCAGCAAGGUGGAAGCACAGGGACAUCUCCCACCACUUCCAGCACUGGGACACCGUCUCCUUCCUCCCACCUGCUCUCCCCAUCAUGCUCACCACCCACCUUCCACCUGGCACCUAACUCCUUCAAUGUUGGCUGUAGAGAAAACCAGCUGUGCAACUUAAAUCUCUCAGAGUACCCGGCCUGUGCCAGGAGCAACAUGGCAGCUCUUCAGAACUACCCUGGACUGAGUGAUAGUGGAUACAACAGACUGCAGAGUGGAAACUCCUCUGCCCCUCAAGCCUCCGAGACCUUUAUGCCCCAGAGGACUUCAUCCUUGAUCUCUGGGAUGCCCACUUCAACAUCUCUACAAAACAACAGCAAAAUGGAAUCGUACGGUGGCCAGCUGGGGUCAUAUCCAAGUUCCCAGUUUCAGUAUGUGAUGCAGACGGGCAGCCCUUCCUCCAGCUCCUCAUCGUCACACAUGUUUGGUAGCAGCCACAUGCAGCAGAGCUCCUACAACGCAUUCUCUAUUCACAAUCCUUAUAAUCUGUAUGGAUACAACUUCCCAGCCUCUCCCCGCUUGGCGGCAAGCCCAGAGAAACUCGCUGCACCCCAAGGCACUUUACUCUGCUCUUCUCCAUCCAAUGUUGCUUUUGGGGACAGGCAGUACCUCUCCACUGGCAUGGAGACGAUGCACAUGAUUGGGAGCCCUUCAGCCAAUCAGCAGGCAACAAACCCCUGUGACAGCAGACAGUACGGAGCUGUCCCUGGCUCCUCACAGAUGUCUGUGCACAUGGUUUAAUUGAGGUGUGGUUGGCCAAAGAAAGACAUUCUGAACCAUAUGUGCCUUAAAAGGACAAUAUCAGCCUGAGGAUUCUUGAUAGAAAUCCAGUUCUCACAUUUCGGGACAGCAAACAGAGCAAAAUACGUGCACCAUUUAUAACGAGUAGUCACGUGGACUCGUUAAAUAGACUUAUUAUGUGUUACACCUUUUAGUGGCCUUGACUGAUACCCAACACCUUCCUGAAGAAGCUUAACAAAUUGAGUAAUACUUCAAGGUUCCAACACUAUCCACCUCAAUGGGAAAGUUUAUCAAAUCUCCCCUUAAUACUUCCUCUACAGUUAGAUGAAAGAGGACUAAAGUAUUGUUUUUGCACCAGUCUAAAACGUGGGAGACUUUGAUAAACUCAACUCACUGGGAUGGACAACCUUUUAGUCAUGUAGGGUGGACAUUGAAACAUUAGUGUGUGGCUCGGGCGGGAUCCGCCAGUAGUGGUUUGUAUCAUGUUGAAUAUUAUGAUACCCAAUCUAAUAGUCUCCAAGAUAAAGCAUGAUCCAUCUAAGAGUGGUAUGGAAAAUGAGACUGUGCUUUCUCACCGCUGUAUUUGGCCAUUUUUACUUUGGAUAGUUUUAUGUUUGGGAUGAACUUGUGACUUUGUGUGUAGGAACGGCUGCUGGGAGAUCAGCGGAUGAAGAUUAGACAUUAUUGGCAAAUGAGGGAGAUAAAAUAUUCUGAUUUAUUUAGAAACCAUCGAGUGUACUGAAGUGGAAAGUGAGUAGAAAAUGUUUGGACAGUUAUCUGAGUUCAGGAGCUACUUAAUGUUGGGAAAAAAAGUACAAAACACAUGCCUCAGGGGCAUGGGGGCACCUGGUAAUUUGGCAUUAACUCUUUCAGUGCUUAAACAGAAGCUCUCUCCUCAUCACUUGAAGAGUUAAGAUUUUCUAUCACCAAAAUUAAAUUAUUUACAUGGAAAAUUAUGUUUCAACUGAUUAUAAAGAGAGGAUUGCAUUUAUAUAAAAUGUUCCAGGCAAUGGAGAAAUGAUUGAACAUGGAGAAAGAAAUGUUAGAAUUUUUACCAUUUUAUACCAAUCAGGGUCCGUCCUACACUGACAUGGCUCCCACUGUAUAGUGAGCCUGCAUGGACAGCAAACGGGUCAGGUUUAACAUGAAAAAUAUCAUCACAAGUACGUCUCUUCAUUGUCUAUAGUGAAACACCUUCUCUUCAUUCUUACUUUGAUAGGAAAUGUAGUCUCAUUCAUCCUUACUCUCCUCAUCUAUUCUCUGAUAGGAAAGUUCUCCCUUAAUGCUGUCACACUGCGCUAUGUCACCUCCCAAUAUCUAUACGGUCUGUGCUAUGUCACCUCCCAUUAUCUAUACGGUCUGUGCUAUGUCACCUCCCAUUAUCUCUACGGUCUGUGCUAUGUCGCCUCCCAUUAUCUAUACGGUCUGUGCUAUGUCACCUCCCAUUAUCUAUACGGUCUGCGCUAUGUCACCUCCCAUUAUCUAUACGGUCUGCUCUAUGUCACCUCCCAUUAUCUAUACGGUCUGUGCUAGGUCACCUCCCAUUAUCUAUACGGUCUGCGCUAUGUCACCUCCCAUUAUCUAUAUGGUCUGCACUAUGUCACCUCCCAUUAUCUCUACGGUCUGUGCUAUGUCACCUCCCAUUAUCUAUACGGUCUGCUCUAUGUUACCUCCCAUUAUCUAUACGGUCUGAGCUAUUUCACCUCCCAUUAUCUAUACGGUCUGUGCUAUGUCACCUCCCAUUAUCUAUACGGUCUGCUCUAGGUCACCUCCCAUUAUCUAUACGGUCUGUGCUAUGUCACCUCCCAUUAUCUAUACGGUCUGCUCUAUGUCACCUCCCAUUAUCUAUACGGUCUGUGCUAGGUCACCUCCCAUUAUCUAUACGGUCUGUGCUAUGUCACCUCCCAUUAUCUAUACGGUCUGCUCUAUGUCACCUCCCAUUAUCUAUACGGUCUGUGCUAUGUCACCUCCCAUUAUCUAUACGGUCUGCUCUAUGUCACCUCCCAUUAUCUAUACGGUCUGCGCUAUGUCACCUCCCAUUAUCUAUACGGUCUGUGCUAGGUCACCUCCCAUUAUCUAUACGGUCUGUGCUAGGUCACCUCCCAUUAUCUAUACGGUCUGUGCUAUGUCACCUCCCAUUAUCUAUACGGUCUGUGCUAUGUCACCUCCCAUUAUCUAUACGGUCUGCUCUAUGUCACCUCCCAUUAUCUAUACGGUCUGCGCUAUGUCACCUCCCAUUAUCUAUACGGUCUGCGCUAUGUCACCUCGCAUUAUCUAUACGGUCUGCGCUAUGUCACCUCCCAUUAUCUAUACGGUCUGCGCUAUGUCACACCCCAUUAUCUAUACUGCCUGUGCUAUGUCACACCCCAUUAUCUAUACUGCCUGUGCUAUGUCACACCCCAUUAUCUAUACGGCCUGUGUUAUGUCACACCCCAUUAUCUAUACGGCCUUUGCUAUGUCACACCCCAUUAUCUAUACGCCCUUUGCUAUGUCACACCCCAUUAUCUAUAGGGCCUUUGCUAUGUCACACCCCAUUAUCUAUACGCCCUUUGCUAUGUCACACCCCAUUAUACAUACAGUCUGUGCUAUGUCAUGGUAAAGAGCCAUCACUGUGCAAAGGAAAAAGUAAAGAAUUGUACUCGGUUUCUUCCACCUGUCACAUGGCCACACUACAGAACAUUCAUAGCCAGAUAUAUAGAGCUUUAUGACCAAACACCUCCGUACAGCUGUGGUCUCCAUUUAUAAUGUGACUGAAUCUGAAUGUUCUUCAUGUAACACAUUCUAAGAACAAACAUAAUCCGACACAAUACGUUUCUAGGGAUAAAAUAUCUCUCGCCUUAAACAAUCUGUGUCCAUCACCUAUUACUUCCUCGAUCUACACAUCUGAUAUCUAUCUCAGGAUGACAGCUCGGACAAGAAUAAAUGCAUUGGAUCACCAAAAAACUAAAUAGAACAGUCACUCAGUAAAUUAUAUAUUUGUAUUCUCUACUUAACAUUAAUCUUGUGGUCGGGAUGCUCACAAUUCUCUGUGUUAUAUUUCAUAAUGUAUCUCCUUUAAACAUAACGCAACGUAGACUUAAUACUUGCAAACUUUCAGGAAUGAAAGAUCUUGAUAUAUGGACUUGAUAGGUGACUUAACUCAUGAACCAAAGACCGUGAUGCCUUGUAUUGUCCUGAACUAAAGGUGUUGAUCCAUGUUUAUAAUCAUGAACCAAAGACCUCGAUGUUUGUGUUUUUCAGAAACCAAAAAUCUUGAUGCAGAAACCAAAGACCUUGGUUCCUCAUGAACCAAACAUUUUAUUGUAUGUUCUCAUGAUCGAAAGACCUCAAUACAAGUACUUUUCAGAGUCCAUAACCUUUAUGGAUGUCCAUACCCAUUAUCAAAGACCUCCCUGUCUGUUCUUCUCUUAAAGGAAAGAUAUUGAUGUUUGUUCUUAGACACAACCCUGGGACCUUGAUACAUGUUCACAUGCAUCAACCUAAGGCUUUGCAUUUUUAUCGUAGAUCCCACGUACAGGGCACACGUUGAGAUGUCAGUGGCUACAGCUUAAUGGUGUGGUUUGCUUAUUCAGAUCUACCACUUCCUUUUGGGUUGCUGUUUAAGCUGAAGAUAACAGCAGCAGCAGGUUAGCCCACCUUGGUCAAAAAGCAAUGAGUUACAACAGCUUUUCCCAGCCUUGAUUGAAUGUACACAUGGAGCGUGCCUGAACCCACUAUUUAUAUCAGCUGUGUAACACCACCGGUUUUCUCAUUCAGUCCUUUCUUCACGUUCAUUUGUCUCAGUUUAUAGAGCCCAACGGCCCAUCGCAGUCCUGCCUGUAUAUAUCAAGUCUAUCCCCAUCAGCAUGUGCAGAACUGCUGGAACGUCGAAAUCACCAGUAUUAAACCUCGUACUGACUGUUUCAAAACAUUUCAAGAUAACCGGACAUUUACAAAAAUCAGCCAGCGAACCACGUGUUUACUGCCUUUGGCCUGAACAAUGCCUUAAAGCUUUCUAUCAGAUAAUCUGAUAAACCACUGAUUCUUUGAAAAAAAUGCUAAAUAUAUAAAUAUAUAUAAAUAUAUAUAUAUAUAUCCAAAAUUGAAUUUGUGUGACAUUGCAAAGUAUAACGUAAUGAGAUUUGUGUUUUGAAAUGUUGUAGAUACUGUUAUUUAAGUGCAUAGAAUGCAAGCAGUGAUUAAUCUGUAACAUACACUGUGCUCUAUGUACUCUGUCUCUAAGUGCCAAGCACAGGCAGAAACUCAAUAAAUAUUCUCACUCUUCUU